GACGUAAUCUGGGAACAGCUGACCGCGCUAAAAAAGUAUUUUGUUGACAUCUUUCGAUUUUGAUCCAAAAUGUGUUGACGAGUUGAAAAACCGCUGCCGAGGCAAAAUUAUUAUCAAAAGUGAACAGUGUAAAAAAAUACCGCCCGUCUAAUGAAAAUGUCUACGAGCAAAUUGGAUGCAGUGUACCGGAGUAUACUUCUAACCAAAUUUUUCACUAAAGGUUGGGGUAAACCCGAAAAUUUGCGCAGGUUAUUUGAGUUUAGGAAAGUGGUGUCCAACCGUGAUGAGUGCUACAAACUAGUGGAACGAGACUACCCCGUCACCAUUACAAAGGAGCAAACAUUGACCGAUUGUAAACUUUUAGAAGGAUAUUUCACGUCUCCACUAGAACGGUACUUGCCAGGUAUAGUUCCGGAGAUCGCACAAAAAGCACAAUUCCAGGUGUUAAUGCCAGUGCACUGGCCUGAACCGGGAGUCAAACCUAUGUGCCUGCACUUAGCUGGAACUGGUGACCAUUUUUUCUGGCGUCGACGGAACCUGAUGGUGAAACCUCUACUAAAAGAGGCGGGCAUCGGCGGUAUAAUUCUCGAAAACCCUUUCUAUGGACUCCGGAAACCCACCGACCAAGUUCGGUCGUCACUGCACAACGUAUCUGACAUCUUCGUGAUGGGCGGGUGUCUGAUCCUGGAGUCGCUGGUGCUGUUCCACUGGUGCGAGCGCAACGGACUUGGCCCGCUUGGCGUCACCGGCCUGUCUAUGGGCGGCCACAUGGCGUCACUGGCUGCCACCAACUGGCCCAAGCCGCUGGUGCUCGUGCCGUGUCUAUCGUGGUCCACGGCUUCCGCGGUCUUCUUGCAGGGUGUAAUGUCGCAUUCGAUAAACUGGGACUUGCUAGAGGACCAGUACUUGUCGGACGGCGAGUACCGCGAGAAACUGUCCAAAAUGGUCACCAUCGUCGACGAAGCGUUCCUUGCUGGGAAGAAAUUCGCGCGCACAUAUUCACAAACCGUAGAAAAAGUUGACACCAUCAAAAAAGAAGAACUUCCAAAAGUUGACCAACCAAAAAUACCUGCUCUAAGGGACGCUCAAAUGUCCGCUUUAAGUAACGCUAAGACUCUAGAUGAGACAGACCACGAAAUAGUAGAUGUCAGUAAAAACGUGUUAGAACUAGGAAAAAUGCCUAAAAAUGUUGUUAAGUCGGAAAUGUUGGAACAAUUAGAAAACUUGAAUAAAGAACUGAGGAAACUGUUGGAAGAGGAUAAAAUUUCUCAAGUUUUGUACGACAAACUGACUUCCAACCAGAAGUUUGAGCUUGAGCCGAAAGAUAUAGAGAACAUUAAUAAAAUAAGCGAAAGCAACUUGAAAGAAUUAUUGUUAAAAUGUAAAAUUGGUAAUGUCAACAAAAGUUCGCUGCCACCAAGCGACUCACGGAGAGAUCCACCGCCACCGGCCGCAUCUGGAACACCUCCGCCUAGCAUUACAGAAGACAAAUCUCCUCCCCAAGAAGAAGAGAAGACUCUUCACCCGAAACCUUUUGAACCCACAUUAACAACGCCAGCAGACAAAUCUGAAACCACUCUAGCUACAGGAAAACCAUCGGAAACAACCGAUUUAGCCACGCCUGCAGAAAAAUCAUCAGAAACCACUGCGCUAGCCAGUCCUGGAGAGAAGAGUAUCAAAGUACAAAAAGAAAGAAAAUCAUGGAAUGUUUCGGACCUGACUUCGGACCUAUGGAUAAACCUGCCUUUCAUGAGAAGCGGGAAGAAGAUAGACAUAAGCAAGAUUCACUGGAGGGACAGAGAAGCGUUACAGUUUAUGCGCGGCAUCAUGGACGAAUGCACGCAUUUAAGCAACUUCUCCGUGCCGUACGAUACUUCGCUGAUAAUAGCGGUAUGCGCGAAGCACGACGCGUACGUGCCGCGGGACGACGUGGGCACGCUGGAGGAGAUCUGGCCUGGCGCCGAAGUGCGCUACGUCGACGCGGGACACGUCACCGCGUACAUCCUGCACCAGUCGCUCUUCAGGUCGUGUAUAAGGGAAGCUUUCGAGCGAUCGAAGAAAAAAUGGAAAGACGGCAAACAUGUCAAGUGACGAAGGCGUAAAUCCAUUGUUCCUGUCAACUAGUUAUAUAUAUACGUAAUCAAGUUUUACUGCAUUUUUUAUCGCUUACACAAUA
Molecule: messenger RNA, 2176 nt
Organism: Pectinophora gossypiella (pink bollworm)
Lineage: Eukaryota; Metazoa; Arthropoda; Insecta; Lepidoptera; Gelechiidae
Product: protein ABHD18
Exons: 10
Coding region: 151-2091 (646 amino acids)
Source: RefSeq, a predicted model, not a curated record